UAGUUGCGGAGGGAUACUGUUUCGAUGCAUUACGUAUAAAUUAUAGAAAAUCAUGCACGCCAAUUUCAGUGUGUUGAUCAAGUUUUAUUUUUCACAUUAAUGUCGUCAGCUUUUAGAUGGACAUGUUUGGUCAUUUAGCAAUCUUUAAAGGUUUCAAGUUAACAAAGUAAAAAAAAAAAAUGCAUAAAGCUCAAUACAUUAACACGUUUGUAUUGAACGACAUCCAGGUCACUGGCAGAUGAGGAAGUAGUGGACUCUUCUAACCAAUGGACACGAAAUAGCUCGCAGUGUGUUCCUUAAAGUUCGUUUAUUACACCGUUUAUAACGCAGUUUGCACGCGGAGUGAAAUAGAUUUGGAUGGUUUUGUACGCAACAUUAUUUCAAAUAUCAAUGCAAGACUGGCUCAUACCAUCCAAAAAGACCCCACACUCAUCGCCAUGCCAACAUCUGCACCAAUCAGAUUACGUGUCUUCUCUCUCAACUGCUGGGGGAUCAGGUACGUCAGUAAGCACUGCGUAGAGCGUUUCGUUUUGAUCGGAGACCUGCUGAAUAAAGAGGAGCUUGAUAUCGCAUUACUGCAAGAGGUGUGGUGUGAGAAAGACUUUCUCUUUCUAAAGAAGAAACUUGGCAAUGUUUAUCCAUAUUCACAUUACUUUAAAAGUGGUUUUAUAGGAAGCGGUCUGGCCGUAUUCUCCAAACACAGAAUCCAUGAUGCUUUCCUGUACAGAUACUCAUUAAAUGGCUAUCCUUACAUGGCCCAACAUGGAGACUGGUUCGGUGGCAAGGCUGUCGGCAAGGUCUUGCUCAACAUCAGUGGACUGACAGUUCAUGUCUUCGUCACUCAUUUGCAUGCAGAGUACUGCAGAGAGAGAGACUCGUAUCUACCGCACAGAGUGGUGCAGACAUGGGAGCUACAACAGUUCAUAAGGCAUACUAGUGCUGGAGCGGAUGUGGUGAUCCUGGGCGGAGAUUUAAACAUGCAUCCGGACGAUCUCGGUACCAGACUGUUGCGUAACUGCACCGGACUACUGGAUUGUUUCACUGAGGCCACCAGCUUUGAUGGAUGUGAGGGGGGAAACACACACAUAACUGAGAAUCCUUUCACAAACACGGAUGAGCUCAUUCCAUAUGAGGGAGGAAUUCGGAUAGACUACAUCCUUUUCAAGGGAUCUGGGCAAGUAGAUGCAAGUUGUGAGUCUUUGUCCACUACCAAGGGUCCUGUUCCUGGGCAACCCUUCCCUUACUCUGACCACGAGGCUCUUACUGCCGAAUUGCUGCUAACUCCCACUAAAAAGGGCUAUGGAUGUUCAGAGAGAGAAUUUGGCUGUGUUGCAGAUAAGAUUCCCGACCUGGUAAAUAUGGUAAACGAAGCUCGUACUGAAGUGAAGGUGGGUCUACACUGUGCUGAGCGCAUGCGUCACACCACGUCUCGUACAGGCAUCAUGGGUCUUGUUUUGUUACUACUUGAGCUUGCCAUCGCUGCUGUGCCAUUAUUUGCUCUGGGAGCUGAACAGCCAUUCCCUAAAGCCUCCUUUUACCUCUUGGGGGCACUUUGCUUUGCCAUCCUACUCUCCACAUUGCUGCUGUACAUCUUCUACAGUAUGGAGGUGAAGGCAUUGCAAGGAGCUGAGGACCAGAUGAGAUUGUCAUUGCGUAGCCUUCAGGAAAGUCUUAAGGUGUCCCCCAAGGUUCUGUCCUCGGACCUUUUUCAAAAUCCACCAGACGAUCCCGCUACUUUGGAGCCAGAUAACUGAACACAAUGUUGUGUUUGGGAGAGGAAAUUGUCUGGGUCACUAUUUUAGGAUGUCUUAACUGAGAGCUCCUCUUGUUUUAUUACUUUUGCAUACUUUUACGUACUAUUUGAGGGCUUUUGGUUUGACCAGACAUUUUUUUACUGUUCAAAAGUUUGGAAUCACUAUGAAUUAUUCAUGUAUUUUAAAGAAAUUUAUAUAUUUUUUUUUUCACCAAGGAUGCAUUAAAUUGAAAAAAAAAAUGACAGUAUAGAUAUUUGAUAAAUGACUAUUUAUAUUUACAAAUUUCUUCAAUGUAUAUUACUGGUUUGGUAUGUGCCUACUUUUCUUUAAAAAAAAAAAAAAAAAAAAGAGCAAAAAUCAAGGUCAGGCACUUUUAUUUUAUUUUAUUUUUUCAGAAAAAAAUUUUAAAGGCAGAAAUGUGAAUCUUUUAAUUUUAUAAAAGCACUUGCAAUUCUUCUUGUGUAUUAUUUGAGCUGUAAAGUUUAAAUCGUCAUUUGUAUGGACGUUUAUGUGUUUGUGGCAACGAAGUUGUAAAAUUGGAUUUAACUGCACAGAAAAGUUAUGUUACGUAAAAUUAUGUUAACGCAUAUAUUGUUUACAUUUUGUGGCCAUACUUUUGCAAUCGUGAUUAUUUUAACAUUUACAGAUUGUCCCCAUUGACUUCCAUUGUACGUGCCUCACUGUAGCCCAGAUUUUUGCUUUUUUUAAAGAAAAAGAGAGUCGAUUUUUUUUUUAUUUUUGUUGUAAUCAACAU
Molecule: messenger RNA, 2508 nt
Organism: Xyrauchen texanus (razorback sucker)
Lineage: Eukaryota; Metazoa; Chordata; Actinopteri; Cypriniformes; Catostomidae
Product: sphingomyelin phosphodiesterase 2-like
Exons: 11
Coding region: 438-1754 (438 amino acids)
Cellular component (GO): cytoplasm
Molecular function (GO): sphingomyelin phosphodiesterase activity
Source: RefSeq, a predicted model, not a curated record